GCACGCCAUGUCCAUGCCCGCGACACUGCCGACGGCAUCGCAGACGAAGUCGCUGCACCUCCUGCGCUCCCUGCUCCGCGAGGCUUCGUGUCUGCCGGACGCUGCCGCCCGCGACUACUUCCGCCGCUACAUCGUCGCCCGCUUCAAAGCCUACCAGCCCAAGCCCAACGCAACGGCCUCCUUCGAUGUGCAGGCCGUCGAGAAGUACCGCCACCGGUCCUUCAAGCGCCGCCACAUAGCCAUCAUCAAUGGUCGCGCCGCACAGCAGCAGCGAAAGGCGCUGAAGGGGCUGAACUUCCUGCGCCGCGCAAACCAGGGCGAGGGCGCUUGCAUACAAAAAGUGCUGUGGCUCACCUACGGCCGGCUGGGUCGGCGCAAGUAUGCGCUGCUGGACGAGCUGCUCAAGCCGGACCCUGCCUGGCCUCAAGGACCCGCCCCUCUGCAGCUGCUCUACCGCAGCAACCUGCGCUGCCUGCAGUACUUUGAAGCACCCAACGCCCGCAACGCCGCCCACGGCAGCCACACAAUCUACAUCUCGAAGCAGUACCCCCGUCUGCGCGCCGUCAUCACGGCCCAGUGCCAGAAAGAGGCGUCUCUGCACCGAGCGAUGAAGCGCCCCUACAUCACAACGCCCAUGUUGAACACCUGGGAGCAGCCCAUGCCCAUCAGGCGCGCAGUGAACAACGUGCGCCGCUGGUAUGCCGAGACCAUGACACGCCUCCUUCCGGCUUUGCCAACCGCAGAAUGGGACAGCAUCGAGGCCAUGAGCAAGGGGAAGCAGCCCAUCGGCUUUGCAAAGAGACGGGCGCCUGCAGUCAGGCUCAGCCCGCAGCCUGCGUCAGACAGCGGCACCCUCGAGCAGAUGCUACAGCGCAGCCUCGCCAUGGACAAGCUCAGCAAGGCAGACAGGCCACAGGGACUAGACCGACCGCGUGCCCUCACUGCCAGAUACAUGCAGCGGCUCUACUCGCGGCUCCUAACGCUGUCCUGCAAGCUCGAAUACGACGAUGCGCGAAAGCAGUGGAAUGCGAUCUGGGGAGAGCCCAGGAAGAACACCAGACCUGACAGCUACACUACGCCAGUUGACGACGCGCUGUUUGCUGGCGUGGAUGCUAAAGGGGCCAUGCCCAAAGCCCCGAAGAGGAAGGACAAGACGGCACCGCUGGUGCAGCCGCGCAAUGAGGACGGCGAAUACAUGCGCUUCCCAUUCUUCGCUGAGAUGCUUCCCGAGACCCAUCCCGUGCGCAUCGAGUUGGACAAGUGGAAGAAAGAGCGCGCUAACGCUCGCGCGAAGUGGGUCGCUCCGGGCGGUGACGCAUCAUGACCGUUGCCCCCACAUCGCUCCUGGAUUCUGCCACUCCACGACAUUCCAAGGGCGUGUUGCAACCGCAAUCAAGUCUGCAACGUGAAGCUUGAUAUGCUCAGACUACCCGCAAACGCAUACUGAGCAUAUUCACUUCGCAAUGGCCUCCACGCACGCCGCCAUCCGCCACGCAACACGCCAAGGUACGUCCACUGCACAGCAAGACCUCCACCGCACAGCAAGACCUCCAACGUCACUGACUCGUACCCCAGAUGUCCCCACAAUCCUGGGCCUCAUCCAAGAGCUCGCCGACUACGAAAAGGCCUCCUCGUCCGUAAAAGCAACCGUCGAGUCCCUCACACGCACCCUCUCCCACGCCGACCCAUCU
Macroventuria anomochaeta is the source of this 1691-nucleotide messenger RNA. RefSeq lists its product as uncharacterized. The coding region runs from base 14 to 1324 and encodes 436 amino acids. The transcript has a single exon. NCBI's taxonomy places the organism in Eukaryota, Fungi, Ascomycota, Dothideomycetes, Pleosporales, Didymellaceae. The record is from RefSeq and is a predicted model, not a curated record.